This is a messenger RNA of Polyodon spathula (Mississippi paddlefish), 6045 nucleotides long. RefSeq names its product wingless-type MMTV integration site family, member 10b (gene wnt10b). Bases 1053 to 2219 code for a protein of 388 amino acids. The transcript has 4 exons. Gene Ontology annotation, cellular component: extracellular region. NCBI's taxonomy places the organism in Eukaryota, Metazoa, Chordata, Actinopteri, Acipenseriformes, Polyodontidae. The record is from RefSeq and is a predicted model, not a curated record. Gene Ontology annotation, molecular function: frizzled binding; cytokine activity. Gene Ontology annotation, biological process: multicellular organism development; canonical Wnt signaling pathway; neuron differentiation.
GACAGCAAGCCCAAGCAAAGGCGUACCGGGUCUACAGCUGUAUAUCCAGAGGCUAAAAAAAUAAAAGUUAAUCAGACGCCCAGAUUAACAACAAGAAGCUGGCAAGUUAAUUAACAACUAAUAAAGCAUUUUGCGAAAUAUGUAGCUAAUGGGAAACCCCCCCCAAAAAAAGUUUUAUAAUCUCUUGGCACCGUAAUAAGGAUUUAAAAGUUUUAGGAAGGCGGCAGAUGUGGAGAGGCAGAACUGGAAUAUUCAGUGAAAUAUUUUUUUUUUUACUAGGGGCAGAGAAGAUGAAACUGGUCCAUUUAAAUACAAUUAAAAUACAAUAAUGCCACAUUAAUAACAAACAGGAAAGAGGGAACAGAUGACAGCGCGCACAAACUCGGUAUUGUUCCAGCGCCGAGAGGAGAGCUGCGCGCCUGCCUGCUGCUGCUGCUGUCUUUGAAAUUACUGGCAUAUUUUUCUUUCUGUCUUUUUGUCAUGAGGUUGCAUUUGAUUUUUUCCUGCUGCAGCAGCCUUGUCAAGUGACCACUUGAAUCCAGGAGAGCUCCGGGACUGGAAAGGAACAAUGACAGGGCGAGGGAGUCUGCUCUCCUGACCCCGAGCCCCCGCAGAAACAAACAUACGCAGCAGCAGACACACAGAGCCCUGGAAAGACCGGGGCUAUCCAUCACAUUUAUCACCUAUUUGAACCCUUCGUCUCUUCAGUAUCCACACGCAAGCGGCACCGCGUCUCAGACUGGCAAAGCUACUGUUAUUUUCUUUAUUUUUUUUGACAAAGAAAGCGUCUCCAUACUCAUUAUCACUCUGCAUACGACUGCCAAUUUUAACCGUGAACCGCUAUUCCGUGGCUACGAUGUAACAAUAGCUAUUAAAAACCAAAAAAACACUUACGUAGGCUUUAGCCAGUGUUGACUUCUCUCUACAGAGCUUCGUAAAAUGUCACCAGGCAGUUUUCUGAAACUUCUCGACGCCAACUUUAAAAAAACAAAUUAACCUCAGAAGCAACACGAGUUUUCUUUCAUGUCACGCUGGGACCAACGGUUAUUGAAAUGGGAUUUCCAAACACUAGCUACUGGAAAUGCGUCCUAAUCCUCGGGGCGGCCGUCUUGUCACCUGUCUCCAGAGUCCUGUGCAAUGAUAUUCCGGGCGUGAAGCUGCCGGGCGACCCUGAGCUGACGCCCAACACGGUGUGCCUGACCCUGCCGGGCCUCACCAAGCACCAGAUGAGGCUGUGUGUGCGCAGCCCCGACGUGACCGCCUCCGCCCUGCAGGGCAUCCAGAUCGCCAUCCACGAGUGCCAGUACCAGCUGAGGGAGCAGCGCUGGAACUGCUCUGCACUGGAGACUGGGAGCAAGCUGCCUCACGACAGCGUCAUCCUGAAGAGAGGUUUCCGGGAGAGCGCGUUCGCCUUCUCUUUGCUCGCGGCGGGGGUGGCUCAUUCGGUCGCCACGGCCUGCAGUCUGGGCAAGCUGCAGGGAUGCGGGUGCGAGCCCAAGAGCCGCCGGGACGAGGGUCAGAUCCAGCUGAAACUGAAGCAGCUGCAGCUGCAGACCCUGCAGAGAACCAAGGGGCUCCCCGCGCACCUCCUCCAGAGCCAGCAGGGGGCUUCCAGCCUGCAGGACACCUGGAAAUGGGGCGGAUGCAGCCAUAACGUCAAGUUUGGGGAAAAGUUCUCCCAGGACUGGCUGGAUUCCAGCGAAUCGCCCCGGGACAUUCACGCCCGCAUGCGGCUCCACAACAACAAAGUGGGCACGCAGGUGGUCAAAGAAAACAUGAAGAGGAAGUGCAAGUGCCACGGCACCUCGGGCAGCUGCCAGUUCAAAACCUGCUGGUACGUCACGCCCGAUUUCAGGCUGGUGGGGUCGGUGCUGCGGGAGAAGUUCCAGACGGCCGUGUUCAUCAACUCGCAGAACAAGAACACAGGCGUCUUCAACCCCCGCCUCAGCAAGCAGAGGGUGGCCAGCCAGCUGGUGUACUUCGAGAAGUCCCCCGAUUUCUGCGAGCGAGACCCUGCCUUGGACUCGCCUGGCACCGAGGGACGGAUUUGCAACAAGACCAGCCAGAACAUGGACAACUGCGGGAGCCUGUGCUGCGGCCGCGGACAUAACAUCCUGAAGCAGACGCGCAGCGAGAGAUGCAACUGCCGCUUCCACUGGUGCUGCUAUGUGCUGUGUGAGGAGUGCCGAGUCACGCAGUGGGUCAACGUCUGCAAGUGAGACCUGCACCGUCCUGCUGCUCACACCAGGGACUAGCUGUGAGAUCCGGGUGCUCAUGAAACAGUGUUGUACGGACCUGAAAAUAGAUUCCCCCGGUCUCAGGUCCGAGCAUGGCAGCAAUGCUGGCAAGAACCAUCCCACUGCUGACACCAGGGACUAUUCAUGUGAUCAAGAAGCUGUCACUCUUGCUUUAAAGCAGUGUUAUAUUGACCUACUAUAGAGACCCAAGUCUUCUCAAUGUCUUUUCAUGGGAUGUCUGUAACACGAGAGAAGCCUGCCCUGAGAGCCUGCAAGUGAAACCCUAAACCUGGCACCAGUGCCUCUUCAUGCAGUUACGAUAGCGUUUAUUUAUUUUUCUUGUAAAACAGUUUUAAUCGAAUUCUGAAAAAUAAAUAAUGCUGUCUCUGGAGUCAAACAGUGGAGCUGCAAGUGGAGUACACACUGUCCCAGUCUCAGUGCAGUCAGGAUGGACUCCUUGUGAGACCCAGAAAACCGAGCUGUCUUUAUGCAAGGAUGGAACAGGCAUUGCUGUUUCAGGAGUGCCUCGUUACUGAAUGGGCGCACGCCGCUGAUGAAAGCCAGAGGAUCCUGUCUUUUUCUCUGAAACAGAUCUGAAGUGGAGCCCCGAGUCUAGUAGAGUGGCAAGGCUGGACACAGUGUAACGCAAUAAAGGUUUCAGCAUCUGCACAACAAAAACUAAAAUCGAGUUCAUCUUGCUAAACAAUGAAAUAGAAACCUUAACAAUAUCUGCUUUUGAAUAAUCCAACAAAUUCGAGUAACACCCAUAGCUUAUCGUGAGAAACACUUUAAUAAAAAGUACAAGUGAGCUGGAGUCUAAUUUUAGGACGGUUACCCUUAUCUAUAAAUGAAUAGGAACUUGAAGAGAUUGCAUUUUCAGAGUGCUGUGUCAAUAGCUGCAAGUACAGUAUCCCACUGCAAACACCAUUCUCUGUUCAUACUAGGAGGAUAAUCAGCCUUGUGGUACGCAGCAGAGAGAAAAAGGCUGAUUCUGAAGUGUGGUAUCACUGAGUGCAUCAGCAGGUAUAUAACACUCCAGUGACACCACUGUCUCCAUGCAAAAAGGGAGGCUUAAGAUGUUCUGGUUAAACAGUAUAAUAGGGACCUGAGAAAGUUUCAGGGGUGUCUCCGAGUGCGAUCCAAACUUUCUCCCCUGCUGGCACCUGUUAACAUAAAGUUUUUUUUUUUUUUAAUGGACCUGCAGAAAAGACAUUGCUGUUUCAAACCAGUAUCUGCUUAUGAGAUCCAAAACAUAGGAAUCUAAUUGUGGUUUGAAACAACUUUCACAAUUCUUGCAGCACCUACUUACCAAGCCUUGGGAAUUGUUGCAGGGUUAUGGUUUUCAACAGGAAUGAUCUAUAUGGGAACUUUGUGACACACGUCUCACCCCUGACUGAAUUUACCAGUAAAUUAGGCAUAGUGCAUAAACACGGCCUCCUUGUGUUCUUGUUCGUUCAAAACCCAAUCCCUCCCCCUCCUCGGCUCAAGCAGUCAUUUCAUAAAAUAAAAAGGGCUCUUCAUCUGCUUGCCUGAACAGCAGCCACAUAUUUACAUGCAGCUCAAGCAAUUCCAUAAAAAAAAAAAAAAAAAAAAAAGAAAAGGAUACACAAAGACAUUUGAUAUGGGAGCGCUCGCCAGCUUAAUCUGCGCACUGGAGAGGCUUACAGUGCUUUCCUGCUGAGCCCACGAUUAUGAAGAGGGAUGAAUGAUAAAAAAAGGAUUUGAGAUUUUAUUAGAUCUCUUUAAGGCUUCUCUGGCACUUGAAGCUGUCUGGAGUUUUGGGGAGAUGGAUAACAGUGCUGGUGCUGUCUCCGUGCACAUAUGUAUUAACAGCUCUGUCUAGCAAAUACCUGGGCUGUGUAAUGAGGCAGGGCAACAUUUAUGCACAUAUAUUGAACUCUUAGCAGCAUUUCUCAGGGAGCUAAUGCACAAUCUAUGAAGCACUAAGGUUUUGGGUUCAAAUGCAGUAGUUGCACCAAGCUCAUACGCAUUACCAUUUUAUAAUGCUAUAUAGCCCAUGUACAAACGACUGGACUCACCUGAACUAGCCACCUGUGGGACUCCCUGUAGCGAGAGGCUUAGUGAUGGCUUGUGGUCUUUUCAGUCGACCUAAAAAUACAGCCACCUCCAAAAAAAAAAAAAAGAAGGUAUUUUUAAGUGAUUUAAAAACAAAAUGAUAGUAGACAGGCUCACACGCACUUAGCUAGAGGUGUUGGUUUGCAUUACCUUUUGAGCAAGGAGCCUUUUUAAUGAUGUAGCGUUAGAGGGUGUGAGGGAUGGAGCUGACCCCACGGGUUCAGAAGAGAAAACCUGCACAAGGGCUCUACACACACUUAACUGGGGUGGACGGGAUUUUGGACAGGGAGCUGUUUUUUUUUUAAACCUGCAUUGCCGGGGUGAAGCUGGCUACCGCAAUUCUACAGAGAAAAAAGACAUACAGAACCAUUAGCGAGUUUGAUUUGGACAUGCGUUCAAGCAGACUUUUUCCCAUGUGCGUGAUGCACAGAGGGGACCCCCGAAAAGCUCUCUCUGUAUAAAAAGCAAAAAAGGCACGAUGUGUAAAAUGAAUCAUGAUGAUACUACCAUUAGAACUAAAAAAAAAAAAGGGUCUGUACAUUUUGUUAAAUCUUUAUAUUUGUGUAUUAAAUUGAAAAAAACAAUGUCCAAGCUGAUUGCUUGUACUGUAUGUGUUGCCUGCAGUAUUGCUAUAGAGUAGGGAUCUUAACUGCGGAUCUCCGCCUAUUUAUCAAUGCAGAUGUAUCGAUAUAUUAUAUUUUUAGUGCCCGUCAGUCGUUACAUCACUUGAGUAAUGCACUUCUCAGAAGCUUUUGCCAGGAGAAUUUCUCUUCUAAGGUUGGCGGUGUACCCGGAUCACGCUCCCUCCUGCAACAGUGCUAGUCUUCUGUCCCCCCAGCACUCCGCUCUUUUCAAUCAGAGCACCGGGAUUGUUGCAGGAGGGAGGACCGGUCUGGACGCACAGCGCUUUCUUGUAAGAGAAAGUCUCUUUCUUCUUGUCAGUGCUCGGGUGAUUCCCCAGGUGAUUUCAGACCCAUGAAUAAAAAAAUAUCAAAACAAUCAGGAAUAUGCCGCUGCGGGAUACAGCAAAGCAAUGCCUUUCAUGUAAACACUGCAGGGAGUUCUGUAACUCUUUAAAGCUCCAGUGACUGCGAGUCUUCAUACAAAUUACAGACCUUGGUAGUAAUCCUUCAAAGCAGAGCAGAAAAUGAAGACACUGUGUCGUCUUCAAAGACAUGGAAAUAUUUGUCUUCUUCCACUUCAACAUGAUCCCGUUUUCGCCAUCCGCCCCGGGCAGGGAGGGGUGGGGAACGGCGUCCCUAUAGAUCUGAUUAAUUACUCAUUAGCGUUUUUCUUAAGCCUCUCUUUCAGGUAAAAUAAGGCAUACGUUGACAGGGUUCACAGAAAGGUCGUCCCUGUUGAACUGUUACCUGUACGGGUUAAACCAAAAGUGAGAACCCCCAGACCCCCCCCCACCCCCCGAGGUGACUUGGAAAGCUCUUAAGAAGUGUUCCCUGCAAUCCGCUACAGCUGACAGAUUGGGGGGUGCGGCCGCACAGUCACUGCAGAUCAAGCGUUCAGAACAUCAGCUUCAAGAGGAGAGGAUCUCUCGCGGAUAAGAACUCUAUACCUGCCUGCCUGUCCCCCUAGGGCACACCCACAGAACUGCAGAUACUCUACCACUCAAAAAUUUAGCAUUGACACAUAAUUAAAAAAAAGAAUGAUGUAUGAACAUCUUUGUAUGCAACAUCUUGUAAUCAAAGAAACUACACAAUGAUAUCGCAAAAGUCUA